AUGGAGAAGACCCGGGACUGCUGUCCCGAAAUGGGAGCAAUGGUAUCAAGAAGGUCAAGACUUCAGGAUUGUUCUACACAUCAAACAAAAUCAGUUCAGAGCUGUGAUGGAGUAUCAGACAUAGACAGCUACAAAUCAAGCAGUACAGACAAUUUCUGUCUUAUAUCACCAUCCAAGAGAAACAGAGCUGAAAGUGUUCCCACAGGUCAACUAAGGUAAUCAAAGCUCUUCUCUGUUGCAUUUAAUCAUGACUGCUGCAAAUUAACUGUGUUCUCUGUUUCAAAACUCUGGCAUGUCCAGAGGAAAUUUGAAGUGUCCAAAGUUAUUAAACAGCUGCCAAACGUAAUCAAAGUCAUAGCUUACAAAAAUGGCACAAGAAAGAUCUGUGCUAAAGUUCCUGUGUCCUUAAUUCAGCCACUGCUGGAGGAGGGCUUUGAAAAGCUGAAUCUGAACAUGGCUGCACGAUGAGCAUUCUUGGCAGACGGCACUGAAGCACUAGAACCUAAAGACGUACCCCAUGAUGCCAACGUUUAUAUUUCAACUGGAGAGACCUUUUUAUAUCCAUUCAAAAAAAUAAAAGACCAUCUGUCAUUAAGCAAGAAAGUAUCUUAGACAGUGAAUGGCCUGGUUCUUCGUAAUGGUGUCAAGCAAAAGAAAACCAAGCCUGUCAUUUCCAACUGCAUGUAGAAAAUUAUUGAGGACACCUCUGACAGAAUUUUAGUGUUUAAUAACUGCAUGGGGCAGGAUAACUAUGAGGCUGUUGCAUCACAAAAUCAAAUUGAAAAGCUCCUCUGCUUGACAGAUGCCUGCAAGAUUCCAUCACACCUUUGUGUGGACCUGUGUGGGUCUGUAAGAAAGAAGGUUUCAGCCUCUCAGGAGCAAAGAUUUCUGUCCAAGGAGUUCUAUUGGCCCUGCACCAACGAUUAA
This is a messenger RNA of Opisthocomus hoazin, 927 nucleotides long. NCBI's taxonomy places the organism in Eukaryota, Metazoa, Chordata, Aves, Opisthocomiformes, Opisthocomidae. The record is from RefSeq and is a predicted model, not a curated record.